AUGGGGAAUAUGCAGUCGGAGCCGCUCGCGGGCGGGGGCUCCCGAAAAGCGCAGGCCUCGGACCGGUCCUCCGACUCCCGCCGGACAUCCCUGGUGGAGCCCGAGGUGACCCCCUCCUCCCCGGCCAUGCGCCUGGCUCGCGGGCUAGGCGUCUGUUUCCCUGGCAGCUCCGCGCCCCUGGGACUCCUGGUACCCCCGGAGCCCCAGGCCUCACCCUCACCGCUGCCCCUGACCUUAGAACUACCCUCGCCAGUGACGCCCCCUUCAGAGGAGGCGGCUGCGGCCGCGGUCUCCACACCACCCCCACCCCCCAUGGGGACCCUGCUGCCCACGCCGUCUAAGUGGCGAAAACCCACGGGCACUCCGGUGCCCCGGAUCCGCCGUCUGCUGGAGGCGAGCCAUCGCGGCCAGGGCGACCCUCUGAGCCUCCGCCCGCUGCCGCCGCCGCCGCCCCGGCAACUAACCGAAGAGGACCCCGACCCUGUCCCGAGGGCCCCACCCCCGACUCCGCCGCCCUUGGAGCUGCGGAAGCCGCCACUACCACCGCCUUCUGACCGGCGGCCCCCGGACCGCAGAAUCGCUCCUGCGCUGGCUACACCCUCCGCAACCCCUACAGAAAGCCAGGCCAGGCACAGCAGCGAGGGCCAGACGGCCGGCGGAGCUCGCAGAGGGGCACCUCCCCAAGCAGGCGAGGGUGAAAUGGCCCGGCCUGCGGCCCCUGAGCCCGGUCUGAGCCUGUUGUGUAAAGUCACCUUCAAGUCGGGGCCCCAGCUGGCCCCGCCGGCAGCGUCGAGUUCCUUAGCGGCCAAAGCCUCUCUCGGGGGCGGCGGCGGCGGAGGAGUCUUCGCCGUAGCCUCGGAAGCCAUCUCCUACGCUGAGGUCCUGAAGCAGGGACCCCUGGCUCCUGGGGACUCUUGCCCCUCGGGAGAAGUACCUCGGGGAACUCAGGAAGCAGAGGGCGGCGAUGGAGACGGCGAGGGGUGUUCUGGACGCCCCUCGGCGCCUGCGUCCCACGCCCGGACCCUUCCGCCUCCACCCUACACCACCUUCCCAGGCUCGAAGCCCAAAUUUGACUGGGUGAGCCCUCCUGAUGGCCCUGAACGCCAUUUUCGCUUCAAUGGAGCUGGCGGAGGCGUCGGGGCGCCCCGACGGCGCGCAGCAGCGCUCUCAGGGCCCUGGGGCUCCCCGCCGCCUCCGCCAGGACAAAUGCAUCCAGCUCCCGGGCCCCGGAGGCCCGCACCCGCCUUGCUGGCGCCGGCUAUGUUCAUCUUCCCGGCACCCACCAAUGGAGAGCCUGUGUGCCCUGGGCCUCCUGGCGCGGAGUUGCUGGCACCACCGCCGCCCGCGCCACCUCCCACACCGCAGCCGCCAGAGCUCCAGCCAACGCUGCUGCCCGUGGCGCUCCCGCCCACCCCAGACCCGGGCCACUUGGAGUCGGCCCUGGCUCCCGCCCCGGCUCCCGCUCUGCCCGUCGCCUUGGCUGCCGACCAGGGCCCAGCCCCGGCUCCAGCUCCCAGCGUGGCCGAGCCAUCUCCACCUGCGCCCGCGCCCGUCAAGGCCCGCCCGCGCCGGAACAAGGGUCCCCGCGCAGCCCGGGCCGCUCGGCGUGAGGAUGGCGCGCCUGCAGACGGUCCUCGCGAACGUACAGCAACUACUGUGACUGACAGCGGUGGUGCAGGGGGUGGUGGCAGCGGGACUCCUCUGGCGGGUACGGCUAACUCGGGCGCCGCGCGCCGCUGGCCACCCUUCCAGGUGCUUAACUCUUGCCCCUGCAAGUGUUACUGCCGCCACCAGCCACGCCAUCGCCGCCUGCCACGCAACGUGUCUUCCUGGCUGAGCACGCCCACCAACCACCUGAGUGAGCCACCCUGGGUCGCCACCAUCAAGUUGGCCGGCUCCCUGGUAGCCGGGCUGGAGCACUACGACUUGCAGGCUACCCAUUCCAACUGA
Messenger RNA from Hippopotamus amphibius kiboko, 1950 nucleotides. It is a transcript of the gene GGN, whose product is annotated as gametogenetin. The record is from RefSeq and is a predicted model, not a curated record. The transcript is spliced from 2 exons. NCBI's taxonomy places the organism in Eukaryota, Metazoa, Chordata, Mammalia, Artiodactyla, Hippopotamidae. The coding region runs from base 1 to 1950 and encodes 649 amino acids. Gene Ontology annotation, molecular function: ubiquitin protein ligase binding. Gene Ontology annotation, biological process: double-strand break repair; gamete generation.